AUGAUAUCACUUCUACCAGGUCUGAGGACAAUCAUCAGUUCUAUUUUUAAAUCUGCCAAACUUAUGAUGGAGGUCCUUUUGUUGAUGUUAUUUGUGCUUCUGGUCAUUACACUCUUUGGAAUACAGAUAUUCAAAGGUGUUCUGAAACACAAGUGUGUGCGAAAUCUGGAUCCUGAUGUCAAUGUAACAUAUGAACAGUGGCGCAGCUUUGUACAAAACAAAUCCAACUGGUUAGUACAAGAUGACAUAGACAUUAAUGUAUGUGGAAAUGCAAGCAGCACAGGGAGGUGUCCUGCCAAUUACACCUGCCUUUCAGAUGUGGGUCUCAACCCAAACAGUGGGUUUACAUCAUAUGAUCAUUUUGGAUGGGGUUUUGUUACAUCUUUUCAGCUUCUUACACUUGAUCGCUGGGAAAAUUGUUACAAUCUGAUUCUUCGAAGCAGUGGACUAUAUUAUGUUUUCUUUUUUACUGUGAUAGUCAUGUUUGCUUCUUAUUAUGUUGUAAAUCUGGUGUUGGCUGUGGUGGCAUCUUCUUAUGAAAAGGAAUUCAAGAGGAAAGAAAAAGUUAAAAAAGAGCAAGACGAAAUUUUAGAACUGAGAAGACGAAAAGAAAAAAUGAAAAAGAAAAACACCCUUAAUCCAAAAGAAAGAUUCCGUCAAUAUGGACGUCAGAUGACUAGAGGAUUUUCAAUGGAAUCUGUUCUUACAUGGGCAACUGAGCUUUCUCAUUAUAGUGCAGAUGAUGAAGAACAAACUGAAAAAAAUCCAACGUUUUUGGAGUCUUUGAAAACCAGACUCAAUGAAAAGCUGUGCUCUUGGACAUGUUGUGCUCCCUACUUGAAGAUGCAGGAAGUAUUGAAGAAAAUAAUGACACAUUCAUUUUGUGAAGGAUGUAUUAUAUUUUGCAUCUUCCUCAAUACCAUCCUGCUGGCAAUUGAUUACUACAAAGCUCCUUAUUCUAAUAUCUUGAAUCAAGGAAACACUAUACUGACAGCAAUUUUUGCCAUUGAAGCUUUUUUGAAGAUUCUGGCAUUUAACUUGUUGCCCUACCUAAACAAUGGAUGGAAUGCCUUUGACUUCAUUAUUGUUUUGCUUAGCUUUGUGGACUGGGGGCUUACUGCUGCAAAUUUCAAAUCAUUUGAUAUCAGUGUCAUACGAUCCUUCAGGAUGCUUAGAGUCUUCAAACUUGCAAAAAGUUGGAAGACUCUUAAUGUUCUUAUCACUGUUAUAUUUGCAUCUCUGAAGGAAAUGGGAAACCUAACAGUGAUAGUUGUCAUUGUGAUUUAUAUUUUUGCUGUGAUAGGAAUGCAGUUGGUUGGUAAGGAUUACUUAAAUAAGGCUGCCUUUCCUGAUAAUCAAGUCCCUCGUUGGAAUUUUUUGAGUUUCUACAAAUCAUUCCUGAUGGUUUUUCGAGUUAUUUGUGGCGAGUGGGUAGAGCCCCUUUAUGACUGUAUGCGCUGUUCAAGGAUAUACUUUUGUAUUCCUCUUUUCUUUGCCACUUACAUCAUAGGAAACUUUCUCGUACUAAAUCUGUUUUUGGCUCUGCUACUUAACUUUUUUUCUGGAGAUACACUAACGGCAAAAGAAAGCAACAAUUCUCCUCCCCUGUCAACACACAUUAAAAGGCUUCUGACUGUGAUUAAGCUGAAAAAGUUCAGCAAACAUCACUCUGCAAAAAUUCAACCCAAUGAGACAGUAGAAGGAAGUAAUGUGAAGCUGUCACAACUCUUACAACUGCAAUCUGGUACAAGUCCAAAUGCAAAAUCUCAGGAAGAGCAAAAUACCAGUACAGGAAUUACUUGUGUUGACCAAAACCCUAAGGCUCAAGUUGCAAGUGUACCAUCUCAAAAUGAAAUCCCCACAGUUAGUGCUCACUGCAGAAGAUAUGAAAAUGGAUCUGCUGUUAUUGUGCCUGAAACAUUGGAGGAAGCUCACAUAGAACCCGAAAUAGAGAUUGUCCAUUCUGCUAUUGGAAAAGGCCCGAUAAACACUGGCAAAAAAUCACCAGAAAAUGCAAAACAGGAGCAUAACGUGACUCAAGAACAAGGAAACCAAAAACAAGAAAAAGAAGACACUAGAAAGAUGAAACCAUGUUGUCCAAGCAUUUGCUCUAAGAUGUGUUCUUGUUUUAGUUCAAGUACUGAUGCAGCAGCAGGCCAAAUAUUUAACUCUUUGAGGUCAAUGGUCUAUAAAUUGGUGAAUAACACAAUCUUUGAUGGGAUCGUUUUGUUUGUCAUUCUUGUAAGCACAGUCACACUGGCCUUAGAUGACAAAUACACACAUAACAACGCAAAAAUUCAGGAAAUAUUGCAAUAUCUAGACUACUUUUACACUGCCUUCUUCAAUCUGGAAAUGCUUCUGAAACUAAUUGGGCUUGGAGCCAUCGAUUAUUUCACUAAUAUAUGGACACUCUUGGAUUUUCUUCUAGUUAAUGGGUGGCUAAGUUUGCUAAGCAAUAACAUAAAGGCCUUCAGUUCACUGAGAUCACUGAGAACUCUGCGAGCGUUGAGACCUCUGAGAGCUAUUUCCCGUUGGGAAGGAAUGAGACUUGUUGUGAAUGCCCUGAUAAGAUCAAUACCAUCCAUAUCCAAUGUAAUGCUUGUGUGCCUGGUCUUCUGGCUUAUCUUUGGAAUUGUCGGAGUUCAGAUCUAUGGUGGGAAAUUCUACCAAUGUGUGGACAGGAAUGGACAACGCUUAUCAGUUGACAUUGUUAACAACAUUACAGACUGCCAGGCGUAUUCAGACAAAGGCUUCAAAUGGGUGAAUACAGAGAUUAAUUUUGACAACAUCAUGUCUGCUUAUUUAGCUCUCUUGCAAGUGUCAACGUUUGAAGGAUGGAUGGAAAUUAUGGCUAGUGCAGCAGAUGCAAGAGGAAUUGACCUCCAGCCACAAACAGAUGCAAAUAUGUACAGUCUUUUAUAUUUUGUUGCCUUUAUUAUUGUUGGAACAUUUUUCACAUUAAAUUUAUUUAUUGGAGUGAUUAUUGAUAACUUCAACACCGUUCAUAAAAAGUCUAGAAAAGAAGGCGCACUGGUCAUGCUUCUUACUGAAGAUCAAAGAUAUUUAUACGAUGCAUUAAAAAGGCUCUCUAAAGUUAAGCCAAUAAAACAAAUCCCUCCACCUACAAACAUAUUUUUCUUAUUCUUCUACAAAGUGGUUAAUCACAGGUACUUUGAACCUGCAACCAUUAUUUUAAUUGUUUCAAAUAUGCUUUUCAUGACCAGCGACCACUACGAGCAAACAGAAGCAUACUCUAAUGUUCAAAAUGUCAUAAACAUACUGUUCACGGCAUUAUUUUCUAUUGAAGCUGUACUCAAAAUCCUAGGACUGCGACUAUACUAUUUUACCCAAGCCUGGAAUAUCUUUGAUAUUUUGGUCAUCAUUACAUCCAUUAUAGGAAAUUUACUGGAUAGUGUGGCCACCCAGAUUGGCUUCUCUCCAACCAUGCUGCGUGUUCUGAGAUUAGCCCGGCUUGGAAGACUGCUCAGGCUUGUCAGGUCCUUGAAGGGAAUUCGGAGACUGAUUUUCACCCUGAUUAUUUCAAUUCCUGCUCUCUUCAACAUCGGGAUUCUACUCUUUCUGGUAAUGUUUAUUUACUCGAUACUGGGCAUGAAUCUAUUUCGAGAUCUGCCGAGAAAUGGAUCCAUAAAUGAGAUUGUGAACUUUGAAACUUUUGCAAACAGCAUGCUGCUUCUGUUCCGUCUGACUACUGCCGCGGGGUGGAAUGAUGUACUCCAGCAGCUUCUCGUUAGCAAUGUGCAACCAAAUAUUGUGUGCAUUUUAUUCAUGUCAUCGUACAUAUUAAUUUCUUUUAUUGUGAUUGUUAAUAUGUAUGUGGCUGUCAUUCUUGAGAACUUCAAUCAAGCCCAAGAACAGGAGAUGGCUGGUGUCACAGAUGACGACAUUGACAUGUUCUAUGAGGUGUGGAGUAAAUAUGACCCUUUUGCUACACAGUUCAUUCUUUAUGAGCAACUGUCUGAUUUCCUUGAUGAUCUUAAGCCUCCCAUGAGAAUACCAAAACCAAAUGCAGUCAAACUUGCAGCCCUGAACCUCCCUGUAACCAAUGGCAAUAAGCUGCACUGCCUAGAUAUACUGAGAGCAAUGUGUUGUGUCAUCGUAGGCAACGUGAAGGAGACAGACCCUUUAAAAGAGCUGCAAGGGAAGAUUGUUGACAGGAUGAAAAAGAGAUUUCCAAUCCGCAACACAAUGCAGACUGUAACUACAACCUUAAUGAUUCGUAAGGAGGUCAAGGCAGCUAUGACAAUUCAGAAAGCCUUCAGAAGAUGGCGGAAAAGACAACGGCUUAAAAUGGCAAACAUGCGUGCAGAAAAGAAAUCUGUGCACUCAGUGCACUCGAGCUCAACCAGUUCAUCAUCAAGUAGGCCAUCUUCACCUGAUGACGUUUCACUCUAAAACUGAAAGGUGGUCUGAAUCAUAAUAAGUAUGAAUAAAUUAGAAACGGUAUAUAUACAUUUGGUGGAAAUUCAGAACAUUCCUGGAAUCAAAAUGUAUUUUUAUAAAUUAUCAGUUUCAGGUAGAGAUUCGUUUCAUCAGACUUAAUAGGUAAAUUUGCACAAAUUGAGCCUUUCUACAUACCGGCUGUCAAUUUUAACAAUUUCUUGCAAUAAAGUAAUAUUUCUGUUUGUUCUGUUUUUUCAUAUCUGGAAUAUUAU
Polypterus senegalus (gray bichir) is the source of this 4673-nucleotide messenger RNA. Its product is annotated as sodium channel protein type 1 subunit alpha-like. The record is from RefSeq and is a predicted model, not a curated record. The coding region runs from base 1 to 4413 and encodes 1470 amino acids. Gene Ontology annotation, cellular component: plasma membrane; voltage-gated sodium channel complex. NCBI's taxonomy places the organism in Eukaryota, Metazoa, Chordata, Cladistia, Polypteriformes, Polypteridae. Gene Ontology annotation, biological process: membrane depolarization during action potential; neuronal action potential; sodium ion transmembrane transport. The transcript is spliced from 21 exons. Gene Ontology annotation, molecular function: voltage-gated sodium channel activity; protein binding.